UACCUGCUCUGUGCAGGGGUUUUGCACAGAGAAGCCCCAGACCUUCUGAGUUCUCCCAAUGGCGCUCUCUGCUCCUCUUCUUCUCCGUAUGCCACCAUAGAAAGUCAUUUUGCUAUGGUGGCACAUACAGUUGUGGCCAAAAUUAUUCAACCCCCACUGAAAUUGAAACUGGCUGAGAUUCGAUCCACCUAUGGCCGCCUUUAUAGUUAAUGAAUAUUGUGGUGUUGUCUCCCCAACCACAGCUGGCUGAUUGGCUAGUGAAGCAAGGGAGAAUGUCACCAGCACACCGAGGAUCACCAAUAUGGGUCCAAACGUUUUUUUAAUGAA
Molecule: messenger RNA, 327 nt
Organism: Staurois parvus
Lineage: Eukaryota; Metazoa; Chordata; Amphibia; Anura; Ranidae
Source: the annotation of a GenBank genome assembly